GUUAAAAGAGAUGGAGUCUAAUUCUCCAGGACCCCAUUAGUUUGGAUCAAAUACAAAUCUACGAAAUUAACCAGACAAAAUAUAAAAUUAGUCUUAAGUUAAAUAAAAUCGAGUUCUCCCAGCCUCAAAAACACUUUAUGACUUAGAGCAUAGUAAAUGCCGGAGUAAUUAGAAUGCAGCGAAGGAUGUACAAAUUUAAUGACAUAUAAAGGAAUGGUCCAGAUUUUGAAUAUUGAUGGAGAGAUUUGUCUGUUACCCAAUAACCAACUCGAAGAAAGUUGACCCUACCACAUUAAUUAAUUAAUACAUCAAUUUAUCUAAUUCCAUAAAUAUAAUCUUUUAAUUGGUGCACAGUGCAGACUUUUUUUUUUUUUUUUUUUCUCUUCCCGCACGCUGUCAUUGAUUUCUUUCUUCCGUAUAUGGCAAUGAAAUUAUAGCAUCACUAAAAGACAAGAGCUCUGCAGUCUAGGUUUCAUAUUCAUUAUUUUAAUCUGAAAUGUCAGAAAAGUUACGAGGCUCAUGCAGAUGUUUCAGACCCAAAAUGGGUGCUGUUAUUCUGCACUUGUGGAUCACCGUAUAUAUUGCUUUACUUUUAGAUUGAUUUGAUUUAGAGAUUUGAGAGAGAUGAGAAAAAAGAAAAGAUAUAAAACUUUGGCUAGCUUGUAUUGAAAGGUAAGCAAUCCAAAGUUAGAGGCUGAAAGAGAGUGCAAACAUAGACUAGUCUCUUAGGAGUUGUGUUCCUACUUUCUGGAGCGAAGCAAAAUCACUUGCUAGCUUCUCAAGCAAAAUCACUUGGAUCUUAUUCUCCCCUUCUUUUUGGGAAUUGCAAGCUCUUUAAUUUUCUACCCUUUCUCCCCCUUCUUAUAUUCCAUAAUUCAGCAAUCAUCAUGUCAUGCCUCUUGUUGUGAAGGGAGAAAGAAAGAACAUUCACAUUCAUCAUUUGCUAUAUUUUGAAAAAAGAAAAAAAAAAAUGAAAGCGAGAUUCUUUUGUUUUCUGCUAGCUCUACCAAUAGUGAGUUGGGUGUGUGUACUGGCAAAGAGGCCCUUUCCUCCAAUUGAUGUCAUGACAAUGUCUCAUCCAGGCCUCAAAGAGGCACCAGGAUCAGUGUCUUCACCACCUUAUAAUACUGAAGAGUCGGAAAAGGGUUUGGUUAUGACAGAUGUACUUAUGGAAGAAGGCGCAUAUAGAGGAGUGAGCAAGAUAGGGUCAAGUCCACCAAGUUGUGAGCACAAGUGCUAUGGUUGCACUCCAUGUGAAGCCAUUCAAGUGCCUAGCACCAGCAGAAGACGCACUCAUUUGAGAGUUCAAUAUGCAAAUUACGAGCCCGAGAGUUGGAAAUGCAAGUGUGGUCCUUCUCUUUACAGUCCCUGAAUGUCAUAUAUCUUGUUCAUUAGUUCAUACCCAUUCAACAUACUUCAUGUAUAAUCAUUGAUCAAUCAUCUUCUAUCAUCUCUGUCUCUCACCUUCAUAUUUAUUGUAACCUCCUACAUUAUUCAUUAUUCAAAGGGUUUUAGUAUUUAGUUAUAGUUGUGACUACAAUGAAAAUUGCUACUAAAUAGCACAACCUUAAUUAUCUUCCAACAUCAUGCAUUAACUCUCAUGGAACCGCUGCAAUUUUGACAGGCAUU
Molecule: messenger RNA, 1629 nt
Organism: Cajanus cajan (pigeon pea)
Lineage: Eukaryota; Viridiplantae; Streptophyta; Magnoliopsida; Fabales; Fabaceae
Product: EPIDERMAL PATTERNING FACTOR-like protein 3
Biological process (GO): stomatal complex development; guard cell differentiation
Source: RefSeq, a predicted model, not a curated record